CAGCAAUGUAAACCGAUACAUUCAUCCAGUGGGAGUGUAUCGUAAAACAUUUAUACGAAAAACAAUCCUAUUUCUUCCUUCUGAACGCAUCCAGACAAGAGCAGCGCGCCAUCCACCAGCCAGAACGUGACCUCCUGUCCAUUUCGCGAAUUUCCACCAGCCGGGAAAACGUACGGGGACGAAUCCAGCGCGCGCUCAGCAACGGUCCAGCUCUCUCUCCGACCAUUGAUAUUCCAGCCGCUUUUGUCGGCUCGUUUUUCACAGGAAUGCAGACGAACAACAGCUCGGAUGCCGAAAUGGAACGUUUGUCAAUGCGGCUUGAUCAGAUGGAAAGCUGGGAAAUUGCCCGAUUCGUUCUGGUGACUGCGGUCCGGCUAUUCUCGAUUUUCAGCUGCGCCGCCAUGAUUAAAUUCGUGCUGAAACACCGGCCUAUCCGGAACAAAGUUAACGCGUUGCUGGUCAAUUUGUGCCUUGUUAUUAUAGCGAAUUUGAUUUACUGCACCGCGUACCAGUUUUUCCGGUGGAAAAACACCUUGUUACCCGAGGAAAUCUUCCAAUUAGUCACUUUCCUCUACUACAUCCUUUACACAUCUCUCAUUACCGCCAUAACGAUCUUACCCACAUUCUGGUUCCUCUUCUUAAACCUCAAAAACCUAUUUCAAAAUUUCGAUAAACUCAUCCUAAUCGGACUUCUACCGCCUUACCUCAUUCCAUCAAUUUUCACAGUCCUAUUCUGGGAUUUCAACCAACUAAACCUUCACAAGUUUUAUUAUUAUUUCAUCCUUUACUAUUCAGUCAGUUUACUCUUAACUCUAACAAUUUUACUCUACUUCAUCAUGUUGAAACUGGAAGAAAGGUUGAACAAAAACAAACUGGAUUAUCUCCUUCACCUUGGUACAUCAUUUUCAAUAUCCCUAUUUCCAGAAGUUUUGUGCUUCACUUUCGAACUGUAUUUUUUCGACGAGAAGGGACCGUUAUACUACAAGAUUUAUUAUGUGGAUUUUGGGGUUGAUUUGACGAAAUGCGUAGUUCCUUUGGUUUUGUUCACGUGGCUUGUUGUCAGUAACAAGUAUUUCAGGAAAGCUUGUAGGAGAGUCUUUGCGAGGAAGAAUUUCGAACGUAUAUUUCACGUGAACAAGGAAAAUAAUGAGAAAACAAAUGAAUUCGAUACGGAAAUGGAUUUUAAUGAAGUAUUUUUAUGAUUGUGUGAAUUUCAUAAGACUCGUACAAAUCUCUCAAAUAUUUGCUUUCUAAUCACGAUAAGAGGAUGAAUUUUGAAUAUAUCAAAUAAAAGGCGUCCCAAUUAA
Molecule: messenger RNA, 1307 nt
Organism: Coccinella septempunctata (seven-spotted ladybird)
Lineage: Eukaryota; Metazoa; Arthropoda; Insecta; Coleoptera; Coccinellidae
Exons: 2
Coding region: 267-1202 (311 amino acids)
Source: RefSeq, a predicted model, not a curated record